Stylonychia lemnae is the source of this 1170-nucleotide messenger RNA. The record is from the annotation of a GenBank genome assembly. NCBI's taxonomy places the organism in Eukaryota, Ciliophora, Spirotrichea, Sporadotrichida, Oxytrichidae.
AUGUUUAGGUCAUCAAAUGUAUUAAAUAAAAAGGACUUCUACUAAACCUUGAAUGUUCCCAAAGGGGCUAGUCAAGAUGAGAUAAAGAAGGCAUAUUUUAAGCUAGCUAAGGAAUACCAUCCUGAUGUGAAUAAGGCUGCUGAGGCUAAGGAGAAAUUUGGUAGUAUAAACGAAGCUUACGAGACAUUAGGUGACGAUUAAAAGAGAAAAAUAUAUGAUUAAACAGGCAUGAAUGCUGAUGAGUAGAAUCAAGCAGGAGCAGGAGGGCCAUUUGAAGGAGGCUUCGGAUAAGGAUUUAGUGGCUUUGAAGGAUUCUAUGAUUAGUUUAGGCAAUAAGGGGGUUAAGGUGGCCAACCAUUUGGUGAUGUGUUUGAAGAAUUUGAAAAGUUUUUCACAGGAGGUUAAGGAAGAGCAGGUAAACGUGGGUAGUAAGCAGCUAAGGGAAAAGAUAUAGUGAUGUCAUUGGAGAUUGAAUUCAUGGAUGCCAUCAAUGGAUCUACUAAAAGUUUGAACUUUUCCAGGGUUGAUGUUUGUGGAACUUGCAAAGGAUCUAAAGCCAAGCCAGGAACUACAGCCUCAACCUGUGGGGGAUGUGGAGGUACAGGCUUCUAAUAAAUGAGGCAAGGCCCCUUCAUGAUUCAACAAUAAUGCGGAAAUUGUGAUGGCUAGGGUACAGUUAUUAGAAAUCCUUGCAUGACUUGUCGUGGAAGAGGAACAGUAUCAAACACAGUUAAGGAAUAAAUCAACAUUCCAAAGGGAGUAGAUACAGGUGUGAAUCUGAGGAUUUCCAAAAAGGGCAACUUUAGUCCAAAUGGCCCUCCAGGCGACCUCAUGGUUUCUAUUAAGGUCAGGCCUGAUGCUCAUUUCAAGAGAGAUGGUUCUGAUAUCAAUACUGAUCUCUAUAUUUCAGUUGGACAAGCUAUUCUUGGAACUGAAGCUAGUAUUAAAACUCUCUACGGUAAUAUAAAAAUGAAGGUUGAUCCUGGCACAUAAAAUGAAGAGAAGAAGAAAAUUGCUAACUACGGAGUUUAGAAACUCCCACCAAACUAGCAUCAGAAAGGAAAUCACUUUGUAACUAUCAAAAUUGUCAUUCCAAAGAAGCUUAGUGAAGAGCAAAGAAAGGCAAUGGAAGCCUAUGCAAAACUAGAAGAUUUAAUACUGCCAAAUUGA